Piliocolobus tephrosceles (Ugandan red Colobus) is the source of this 897-nucleotide messenger RNA. RefSeq lists its product as uncharacterized. The record is from RefSeq and is a predicted model, not a curated record. NCBI's taxonomy places the organism in Eukaryota, Metazoa, Chordata, Mammalia, Primates, Cercopithecidae. The coding region runs from base 112 to 417 and encodes 101 amino acids. The transcript has 3 exons.
GGCAGCCCGCAGGGUUCCAAGCAUGUGCUAGCAGUUGCUCUUUAGAGCACCCACUUCACUUCUCCCAUGUAGUUCUUAAGUGCAGGGCUCUCCUGAAGAAGGGGCUUCUAAAUGGCCAGCCCAUGUAUCUUGUUCAGACCAGGCUGCUCCAUCCCUGCUAAGCCCAGGGAUUCACUUAACCUCGUCGCAACAUUUCCCAGAAGCCAUGACAUGUCCCUGCAGCUGGAGGCCUUUCAAGGGUGGCCCAGGAGGCCUCAAAGGCCUGAUGUGGCCUGCAAAGGAAGAGAAGAGCUGUUCUCACGGAAGGAUCCAAAGGGUUCAAAGGCGAAGGGUGCCAUCUGCUUCUCUGCUGAUUCAGAAGAGAAAGAGGAGAAGUGCCCUGUUUCACCCAUAUUGCUGGUCCUGAUUUUUCAGUAGUGUCCCUUACCCUGAAGCUCUUCCAUUGGCCAUCAUAGAGUUAGCUAACAGCCCAGGGAACUGCUCUCUUUUCCUUUUCCCCUUACCACCUGGAACUCAACUGGAAAGGGCAAUCAGAUGACUCCAUAUUAGGCCCCACCACCUGGUCUUUGAAGUUUCUGUCCUACCAGUGCCACAACUCCCUCUUCCACUUCUGAGCUACCUCCAAGAAAGGCUAUCCUCAGCAGCCUGGUUAUGCUCAUCCUGGAAUGCUGUAUUCUGGAUGUCUACUCAAGGCCAAACCCCAAUGUUGCCUUUUUUCCCCUAUUCAAGGCCAAGGCUAGGCUCUCUUCAUUGUCUCCAUUUCUCUUUCUCUAGAGCUCCUAGAGGGCAAGACACUGUUUCUCAUAUAUUUCUGGAUCCUUGGAGCUUAGCUCAGAGCUUGGCAUACAUGCCCAGCGUGAACUUUUCUGAAUAAAAUAAUUUCAAAUGGCGUAUACA